AUGCCACCACCAAUCUUCGAACUUGUCGUUUGCAUAACAUCUUCGGCACUUUUUGACUCUGUUGAAUCACGUGAAAUCUGGAAACGUGAUGGAUUUGAAGCAUACAAGAAACAUCAAUGUGCUAAUCUUAUGGUACCUAUGCAACCUGGCGUCGGUUAUCCUCUUAUUCAAUCAUUGUUAGCAUUGAAUGAAGCCGCUGGAAAACAACUAGUUGAAGUUGUACUCGUUUCUCGUAAAGAUAGUGAUUCUGGAGAACGAGUUCGGCAAUCUAUCUAUCAUUACAAGCUACCUAUAACACGCAUGUCAUUUACCGGCGGUACAGAUGUCACAAAGUAUUUGUCGGCUUGGAAAUGUGAUCUUUUUCUUACUGCAGACGAAGACCAAGUACGUACGGUACUUGCAAGUAAUAGUUCUGACUCAUUCACAGGUAUAGCAGCUGCAUUAGUAUGCAAUAUAGUCGAUACAACACCAACUAUUCCUCCAACUCCUGUUCCAGAAUCGCCUCAUCCAAAACAGUCAAACUCAAAUGGUGACACUACACUAUUUUCUCCUGAAGUAAAUCCAAUGAUCAACGUUGAUUUAUCUUCUUCGUUAGCCGCGUUAUCAUGGCCAGAAGGUCAAGUUCGUAUUGCUUUCGAUGGCGAUGGUGUACUUUUUUCAGACCAAGCAGAUCGUAUUUUCAAGGCAGAAGGACUUGAAGGAUUUUUCGAGUUCGAACGUGAACACGGACACAUUGCAUUACCAAAGGGUCCUAUGCAAGCAUUUGCUCUCAAGUUACAAAAAGUUCGUCAAUCGCUAGGCGAAACUCACAAAUGGCGAGUACGAACGUUUUUGGUCACUGCUCGUAAUGAUAUAGGCAACAUAAGAGUAUUUCAUACGCUCAAAGAAUGGAGUCUCGAAAUCGAUGAAACACAUUUCUUAGGUGGAUUAGAUAAGACACCGUUCCUUCGAACAAUUAAUCCAGCAAUUUUCUUUGACGAUUCAAGGGACAAUAUCGAUCGAGCUAAAGUUUACGUACCAUCAGCACAAGUUGUUUAUGGCAUCAACAAUGCUGAUGUUAAUCCUGUAGCAACAUCAUCGUCUAUUGAAAAUAAAAAUGUGCAAAAUGAACAUUCCACGUAA
Molecule: messenger RNA, 1122 nt
Organism: Rotaria socialis
Lineage: Eukaryota; Metazoa; Rotifera; Eurotatoria; Philodinida; Philodinidae
Source: the annotation of a GenBank genome assembly